AAACAAUCUGAGAGAGAGAGAGAGAGAGAGAGAGAGAGAGAGAGAGGGCGAAGGGGUCCAAGAAGUUGCUUGCGCGCCGCGCAAGAAACGGAUAAACUAUAUAAAGCCGCAGUUCUGGCGCAGGCAUUUCAAUUUCGUUUCUUUCCUGCUCCUGUCACCCCCGUUUGCCAAAAUCAUUUUCUUUACUUCCUCUCUCUGUCUCUCAACAUAGGAUUCAUCGAUUAAUUUUCCUCUAAUGACUACUUCAUUGUUGCUUUUCUGAUAAUUCAUAUAUUUUUUUAGAGAGAGAAUUGAAUGGGUGCUUACAAGCGCAUAAUUAAGUUAGGCGUGAAUUCGGGAAUUCGAUUAUCCAAACUGCGAGGGAUUAAUGCAGCUUCCGACAUAAACAGGCUCCAACAGGUUGGUUCUUCGGGCUAUUCCUAUAGUUCGUUGUCAUCAAAUUCGUCCGGCUACAGACUGGACUAUAGGCAGAUCUCCCAGCUCGUUAAACCAGCAGGGAAGCGGGUUUAUCUUGUCGACACGCUUGCUUUGGUUAGGAGUCUAGAAGCUCAAGGCAUUCCUUCAAAGCAUGCAGAGGCAAUAACUUCAGCAAUGACUUUGGUUUUGGAUGACAGUUUGGAAAAUAUAUCACAAAAUCUUAUUUCAAAAGCUGAGAUGGAGAAAAUUGAAUUGGCACAGGAAGCAAAUCUUUCAAAGUUCAAGUCUGAAGUACAAAGUUCCCAGGAGCACCAUUUUUCUCUGCUGCAACGUGAGGCUGAAAAGCUCCGAACUGAUAUUGAGAAAAUGCGCGGUGAACUGAGGUAUGAGAUUGACAAGGUUACUGCCGGACAACGCUUGGAUUUGAAUCUUGAAAGAGGGCGCAUCCGUGAUGAGCUUACCAAUCAGAGUGCUGAGACCACCAAUCUCACAAACAAGCUUGACAGGGAAAUUCAUGCACUGAGGGCUCAUCUGGAAGCAGCAAAGUUUGAUGUUAUCAAAUACUGUAUAGGGACACUUGUAUCCAUAUCUGCUGUUGGUAUCGGAGUGAUUCGUAUAUUUACCGCCAAGCAUUAAUGAGGUAGUACAUUAAGAAGGAACUAUAAGAACUAAAUUCUUUUGAUCAGCAUCACAAUUUGAAUUGAAUUGGGGGAUUCAUCUUUUUCAUGCUCGUGACAUUGAGAGUUUAGAAAUUUUCUGUUAGGCAAUGACAAAUUCCCGAUUGCCCCCGUUUAUUUUGUAUUCAACUGGUUCAGCAAAUGUUUAAUAAAUAUCUUGUGAGAUGGGUUUUCUCGUA
This is a messenger RNA of Sesamum indicum (sesame), 1273 nucleotides long. Its product is annotated as protein FMP32, mitochondrial. The record is from RefSeq and is a predicted model, not a curated record. Gene Ontology annotation, cellular component: mitochondrion. Lineage: Eukaryota; Viridiplantae; Streptophyta; Magnoliopsida; Lamiales; Pedaliaceae.